UAAACAUAAACACCUCACCAACUAGUCAGGCAAAGAAGUGGUAGAGCAUAAAACUUUUGUUUGUUUGUUCCAUCGCUAUUGUGAAAGAGAGAAGGGAGAGCAAAAAGGUUGAUGGCAUGCAUUAAUAUGUUCAACUCCGAGCACCAGGGUUUGUGCGGGGUGCCGGCGGCUCCGCCGAUGAGCCCUCGCAUCUCCUUCUCCAACGACUUCGUCGGGGAUCCUCCGCUUGCCCCACGCGGUCCUCCACCGCCGUCUGAUCCCAACUUCGAGUUCUCCGUGGGCAGCCACCACAUGAUCGCGGCCGACCAGAUCUUCUUCAAGGGGCGGCUCCUCCCCCUCAAGGAGAACCAGCAGUAUUGCACCGGCCCCCAGCGGCUGACCACACUCCGCGACGAGCUUCGUGCCCAUGACGACGGCGAUGGCCGGCCGCCCAAGGGUUCCAUCAGGUGGAAGGAGCUACUCGGGCUCAGGAAGGCGCACUGCCCCACGGGCAAAAAGAAUGAUAAGAACGAUGGAGCAAUGGAGGCUGCAGAGGUGCAUCUUGGCAAGUCUGCGCAGGAGCUAUGAGGCAAUAUGGAAGAAUGCAAGUUUAAAGACAUCGGUGGUAACAGUACAUGAUACAUGCAUGAAGUAACAAAGCAAGCAGUAGUGGUGGUAGCAGCUCUUGUUCUUUCUCUUUUUUUGUUUGUUUUUUAAUCUUCUCCUUGUUGAUGUUGCCGUUGUAGUUGGGGGAAGAGAGGUCGGUGGCUGUGCAGGGAUAGCGCUUGAAAGGGGCCACUCCUUUUGUUUUUGCUAGUCUGGGAGUGGGGGAAUUGGAUGAAGGGGAUGUGCAUUGUAUGAGAGGGGUUGGUUGUGUGAUAUUAACCCUCAUUGAUCCGUCUGUUGAGAUGACUUAAUUGUAUUUUUCCAACAGGGUGUUGUUUAGCUGUCUCCUGCUUUUCCCUUUUUGUACAAAUGUUUGUAGUUGAAAAUUUAAUGGUGUGAUGAUUCUGAUUUCGGAUCUGUGGA
Molecule: messenger RNA, 1008 nt
Organism: Elaeis guineensis (African oil palm)
Lineage: Eukaryota; Viridiplantae; Streptophyta; Magnoliopsida; Arecales; Arecaceae
Source: RefSeq, a predicted model, not a curated record